Molecule: messenger RNA, 3100 nt
Organism: Ctenopharyngodon idella (grass carp)
Lineage: Eukaryota; Metazoa; Chordata; Actinopteri; Cypriniformes; Xenocyprididae
Gene: lbr
Product: lamin B receptor
Exons: 14
Coding region: 178-2007 (609 amino acids)
Biological process (GO): sterol biosynthetic process
Cellular component (GO): nuclear inner membrane
Molecular function (GO): oxidoreductase activity, acting on the CH-CH group of donors, NAD or NADP as acceptor
Source: RefSeq, a predicted model, not a curated record
CAGCCAAUCAGAGAGCUUCCCGCCCUCAAGGACGCUGGUAGGUUGAGCGGUCAUAGAGGGAGGAACGUAUUCAGAGCGGGGGCUAGUUUUUUAAAACAAUAUUCUUUAUUUUAUGAAGUUUCGUGGAUAAGCUUUAGUGAUUAAUAGGGAAUUACGAUCGAUUGAAGGUAAACGAGGAUGCCGGCUGCAAGGUUUCAGAGUGGAGAUACUGUAAUGGGCCGCUGGCCUGGCAGUAACCUUUAUUAUGAGGUCAAGGUGUUGAGUUAUGACAGCAAGACUCGGCUCUACACCGUCAUCUACAAAGAUGGUACUGAGCUGGAGCUGAAGGAGUCUGACAUCACGAGCACGAUCGUAUUUAAGCAGGGUGUUGCACGCUCUCGGUCCAGAUCCCGCUCUCGCUCACCGGGACGCACACGUCGUAGUCGCUCCCGUUCUCCAGCUAGGACGCCCCGUCGAUCUUCCUCUCGCACCACAGAUGUGCGCAAGGAAAAACUCAAAGAAGCACUGGAGGUCCGACUCACACCCAUCCCGAUGACACACGAGAACAAUAGCAACAGCAAACAUGAGAAGAAAGAAGAAAAUAAUACAGCUAAUACAGCUUCCACAGUCACUGAGCAGAAGACAGUGACUGAAUCAGAGAACCAGGCAGGUGGACGCUACAAUCUACGGCGCAGGAAGGACCAGGGCGAUGGCAAGGAAGUAGAGUUGGAGAAAAAGGAAGAGACAGAGGCAGUAUCGCAAACUAAAACACCUGCUGCCAUCAAGACAACUGAUCUGGAGUUUGGUGGAAGAGUUGGUGUGUUCUUCCUGAUGUUUCUGUUGCCUGUGGCUGUGUUGGCUCUGCUCAUUCUCUGUGGGCAGAAGGAUGCCAGUCUCCAGAGCUUCCCUCUUGAGCUUCCUACUCUUCAGUCUCUCUGGGAUUGGCAGGUCUUUGGCAUUGUCCUGCUCUGGCUUCUUUGCCAGGCCGUCCUCUCCCUGCUCCCUGUCGGAAAGCUCGUUGACGGAAUGCCUCUCAAGAAUGGGAAAACUUUGAAAUAUAGGAUUAAUGGUUUCUAUGCACUCCUCCUCACGGCUAUGGCAGUAGGUGUUGCCGUGUACCAGGAGGUGGACCUCAGCUACAUCCAUGCUCACUUCCUGCAGUUCUACACCUCGUCCCUGCUCAUCGUCACUUUUCUCAGCAUCUACCUGUUCGUCCGCUCCCGCUGGGCAUCUCAAGAUGAGCUCGCUCCUGGAGGGAACUCUGGCUACUUCAUUUAUGACUUCUUCAUGGGCAGAGAGUUAAAUCCCCGCAUCAAAAACUUCGAUAUCAAGUUCUUCUGUGAAAUGCGCCCAGGCCUGAUGGGUUGGGUAUUGAUUAACUUUGCGAUGUUGCUUGCUGAAAUGAAGCACCAGAAUCUAGAGAUUCCCUCUCCUGCGAUGCUCCUGGUCAACAUCUUCCAGCUCCUGUGGGUUGUUGAUGGCAUUUGGCAUGAGGAGAAACUUCUGACCAUGAUGGAUAUAGUCUGUGAUGGUUUCGGAUUUAUGCUGACAUUUGGAGAUCUGGCUUUUGUUCCCUUUACAUUCACCUGUCAAGCAUACUAUCUAGUCGCCCAUCCCAACGAACUCUCUGUAUACUGGAUCGUUACCCUCAUCAUUAUGAAUGGAGUUGGAUACUACAUUUUCCGGAAAGCCAACUCUCAGAAGUUUGCCUUCAGGAAAAACCCGUAUGACCCGACAGUGUCUCACCUGAAAACUAUUCCCACUGCAACUGGAAAGAGUCUUAUUGUGUCUGGUCUCUGGGGGUUCGUCCGUCAUCCUAAUUACCUGGGUGAUAUCAUCAUGGGUUUGGCAUGGUCUCUACCGUGUGGAUUCAACCAUUUGAUCCCAUACUUUUACCUGAUCUAUUUGAUCACUCUGCUGGUGCACCGUAAUGCACGAGACGAGCGUCAGUGCAGGAAAAAGUAUGGCUCUGCAUGGGAAGAGUACUGCAAAGCUGUCCCGUACCGCAUUUUCCCUAGGAUUUACUGAGAACUCAAAGACUCAAUCUGUUACGGACACUCGGGGCAAAUCAAACUUUCCUCAGGAUGACAUUAAACAUCAGACAGGGAAUGAAUCGUAGCAGCUUGCUGUCUUUUUUAAAUCUUUGACUUUUUUUGCAAUUGAGCACCAAAUUUAAACCAAAUUUUCUGCCUUGUCACAAAAUGUUUACGGAUUGUGGACACUGCCCCAGUUUUCAGAGUUUGAUCUCUUAAAGAUGUAUAUUGUUGUACAGAUGUGAUUUUUUUUAAUUUUUUUUUUUACUCACAAGAUUGUUUUGCAUAAUCCGUAACUUGCCAUCUCAUCUUCUGUACACAUAUACACAUUCAAAGUAUCUGCUUGGCUAUUUACCGUUGACUUUUUGUAAUGACAGUUUGUGUAAUGCUUUUGUAUAUUGUGUAUGAUGGGAUAUUUCUUUUUAAUAUGUAUAGUAAGAAAAGAUGUAAUGUUCUUUCUCAGGACCAGUAAUUUGUGAAGGAAAAAAAAAAACAACAAAACUAUAUUUUCUUAAUUUCUGUACAUAUUUAAUACAAAAGUUUUAGUUUGCAUUUUAGGCAUUAUGCACUAUGCUAAAAGACUUUCUUUUAUCCAAAGUUCACAAAAUUUGGCUUUGCUACCUCAGAUUUUUCCCGUUAAAAAAGUUUUCAGGCACUAUGUGAAGUGUCCUAGUAUCUUUUUCAAAAUUGUAAUUGUGUGCUGUGAACAAAAACUUUGCGCUUUGAACUUCAAUCUUGUACAAGGUAGCGUAAACUUCUUUACAUUUUUUUAAAGUCUUAAUUUAAAAUGACAUGCUCAACUGUGAAUGUGUAAUGUAAGGCUUUUCUUAACUUAUUACUUUUGCAUAUGUUUUAUGCAAGUAUAUCACUUGUGGGCAUAACAGUUGUCCUAAUGAGAGUUUUAUAUAAGUGUUUAUAGCUAAGAUGAGCUGUUACUUAAUCGCAGUGAACAGAAGCAUUGUACAAUGUUAUUUAUCUGGUUAAAUUUUAGUGUUCGCUUUUGUUAAAUUUUGUUAUCUGACAAGCAAUUUCUGUAUAAAUGCCAUUUUUAAUACCCAUUAUUAAUUAAACCACUCUAGACAAAUAGA